UCGGCGGCGAGUGCGCCAGUUGAUAAACAGAAGAGAAAAAGACCUCUCACGAGACACAACGUUAUGUUCCCACAACCUAGCCGAGCCACCUAUGUUAUACUCCUAGCUACUUUCGUCCAGAUAAUGAUCGGAUCAAGCUUUUGGUGCUUACUUUUUGUUUAAGCUCUCCUUUUAUCUUCUUUUUUCCAGAGGAACACAACUUACUUAUUUGCGGUGCGUUUCAGUGUCUCUAGCGCUUAGGUUACUGCUUCCUCAUUUGCGGAUGUACCUGUAUCACUUCCUUGGUUGUGAGGAUACCUUACGCCUACAUGAUAGUGGCACUGCCUUGUCUUGCAGCCGCUAAUGACUCUCUCGAUGACGAUGCAAAUGCUGAGUGGUACAAGAACAUGAUGAGGCAUGAGCAGGGUGGCGAACUAUUGGACGGGCCGACAGGCGGAUCUACGUCCACUUCGGGUAAUAUUCAUGAUCCUAGCGAUCCAUCUAUCAAUCUUCCAGCAGGAGCUUCAGCCAGAAGUGCAGUGAAUUCAUCUGGGUCGGGCAGCAGUACUGCAACCGGACAAGGCGUGACCCCAGCUCAAGAUGCUGAUUCGCUAGAUUCGUCGGUGGCCAGUAGGUCACCCCUCAUCCUCGCAACGCCUCGAACCGAAGAUGCUUACUCAGAGAAAGAAGAUGAGGGCGAAGAUGAUGGAGCUGAAGAUGUUGGAGACAAAAACAAGAGAACUAGUACAGCAGGAGUUGUAGAGAAAGGAGCUGCAUCAGCGGGGCAGGAUCACAGGACGGACGCUGCAGCAGCAUGGGACGUAGGCCUUUCAUCCUUGGAUCAUGGUGCGAAACCUCGUAGCGGCAGUAUGGGAGAUAUUGCCAACAUUCCACCAGGAGGAAGCGCUACUUCUUCGUCUUCUUCUGGCGCACACCAGCAUCUAGAUUUGAACAUCACAGAGAGAAACGAGACACGGCGUGGAUCAGUAGGGUCGUCUGCUGCCAGGCCACCACCGGGGGAAAGCCCUUAUUCCCAAAACUUCGGAGCGACGAGGCUGAAAGUAACACCGGUUAGAGUUAUUGAUGACUUUUCAGAUCACGCCUGCAUGUUACUUGGUCCGGAAGCGCAAGAUGAAGACGAUAAUGACGAAGAAGAAAUCCCUGAUGUGAUUGCUUGCGAUGAUGCAUUAGAUUAUGGCAAAUCCAAAAAAAAAUGAGUGAGGUGACUAGAGAGAUUUGCUCCAACUUCUAGGCUUAUCCCGCUGAGUUUGGUAAGCCUUGUUUGUUUGGUGAGGUAUUUUUCAAUCUACGCUUAUUGUUCCGUGCAACAAUAAUUCUUUAGAUUUAAAAAUUAUCAAGACCGGGAUGUACAAGAAAACUGUUAUUGUAGCCCCUAAUCGGAUCCAGCAAACGAGCGGUCAGGAUCACGUCGACAGCGUUCCUCGUCGUCGCUCUUCAGCAAUAAGCAGACUCCACCUCCGCAUCGGAACUCGCACAAUCUCAUCACAGAAAGAGUGCCUUACUUGGAAUGCAAGGAUUUGCCGACACCAGGAAGCGCACCAUCGCAGCCACAGUUAUGAGCUUGUUUGGAAUUAGAUUUUGUGCUAGAAGGAGUUGGUAGACCUGAGGAAAAUUCUCUCAAGUGUACGUGGAGCAGGCAGAAUUUUGCCAGAGGCAUCAUUCUUCCUCUUUUUGCUACAUGACUUGUGAUAAUGUCUUUGAGCCAGGGGUCCUCCAAUCUCCACUCCACUCCUCGUUAGUUUCGGCUUACACAGUGUAAGUAACUAUCCCGUCUAAUCCCCACCCUCGCAGUCUUAGCAACGGUUCCCGCACCUCCGGGACCGGGUAUGCCCUUGCCGAGUCGUAGAAGUUACACCGCAGCAGACCCCUCAGUCUCCCACACGAUGUCCAGGACUGAGGUAAAGGCAAAGCGCAGAGAGCGUAGUGCAGAAGUUGGAGAAAAUUUGCGGAAAAGUGUGCAUGCAAGUGUUAAGGCGAUUGGUAUUGUAAGUACACGGUUUUCUCUCGAUAGUGAUCAAGAAGGACCAUUUGAGGAGAUGCACACAUGACAUGACAUCCUCAAAAUCGUAACCCACGACGUCGACUGGGCACAUUCAUUCAUAUGUAUCGCACAUUAUAUAAUUGGAUACCACAGCUGACUAAAAAGAGACAACUCGAUAGAACACGAAGGUACCCCAUCUAACUUAGGAGGCAGCAGUGGAGGUGGAGCAUCGGGUGUGUCGAGCCGCAGGGAAAGUGCGUAUAAUUGCGGUGAAGGAGGACGAGGAGGCGGUGGUAGUAGAGACGAUGCACAGACGUCGCAGGAUGGCGGGUUUUAUGGAGAAUUUUUACCGUACAAAACGGCUACUUGCAAUCUUCCUGCUGCCGCCGAUUGCGUUCAUAUCAAUAGGUUCACUUCUGCAUAUGAGCACAUCCUCUACCUCUACAUUUUCUAAUCAAAGGGGACCACCGCAGCCAUCGGCAGUCCACCAGAAAUAGGUCUAGGCCUACCGCCAGCACAGCAGCAGUUGUCUUUAGUGGAGCAAUGUUCGCGUUCCGUGUUUACGCCCAAGGAUGGCAAAGAGGUGGUUGCUCGAUCCUUGGACCGAGCGGACGGGGCGAAGAGUAGCACAGAGAGCAACUACAAGGGGCAUUCCCCUCUCGCUCCGAAAGCUCUCGUUCUGGCGCGGCAGGAGUCCGGUGCCUCCGUUGCUUCCAGUGGUCCCUGUUCCACUGGUACGGCGGCUGCUUCGAACAAGCUGUUCGCAGUCCCGGAAGAGAGAGACCUCGUUAAGGCUCAAGAUAUUUCAUCUUCACAGCUGAUUUGGCUCAGUUUCGUUCUUGGAUUCUGGGACUCUGAGCCCAAAAUUCGGCUGUUGAGGAGCGCUAACUUUGGCGACUACCAUAAACCAGAAAGGCUCAACGAUAAUGGGUCGAUGUUUGGCCCAUUUGGAGGAAGUGAGCAAGAGGAAUCCACGACAACGUCGUCGGAGUACAAUCAGAGAACUGGAGUACAAUCAGAGGUUGGGUAUACCACAGGCUACGCUGGUUUGCCCUUAAUAGGUGGCUAUGAAGGAGAUCCUUUUACAAGUUCCGGACCAGCGGAAAGUAGCGUAGUAGAGCCAGCUGCGACGAUGAAGGAAAACAAGCAGCGCCAAGAUGAAGCGCAGGCGGAACAGCAAGAUCCUACAACAUCAGAACUUCCACCACAGCAAAAUACAGAAGAUGUUCUACCACAAGCUAUCUCACCUCCAGUCCAACUGCAAUCGGAACCAAAACACGAGCCGAAGAAGACUAUCCGAGUGCGGUGUCCAGCGCACAACCGUAAAUUUCGCUUGUUGGAUGGGUCAUAUACGUGGAAUCUGAAAAAUGAGCAUGAUUUGGAGAGCGAUGUGGACCCCAACAAAUGUCACAUGGACAAAGACAAUUUGAAAUUUUUCGACACCCGCUUCGUGUCCGACAAGGAGACCGGGAAGCGUACUCUGCAGAUUUCACUGGGACCGAUUCCGGCUACAGAUAAGGCUAGUUGUUGGGUAGCAGUAACCCCAAUUCAUUGAUACCUUUGUGAAAGUGUACCUGUGUAGUACAUCUUUGAGUCACUCACUGUGCAGGACAUGAAGUUCAAGUCUUAUUCACUCGUUGAUAACGAAGGACGAUAAAAUUUGGGAUAUUUUGAACCCCUAAUAAUAGCGUAAAGCGACUGCCCCUUCCCCGUGAAGAUGCGACUGCAGCCCCAGCAACACAGUCUCGUCCACUGGUAGCGCACCAGUCGGAAGCGCCUCUGCCGAAAGCGAAACCGAAAAAGAAGAGUGGGCUUUCGAGAUAUCAUAGCACGGGAUAAAGUAAUCUCAGUCGAUUAUAUGACUUAUGUGAGGGAAUAGUUUUGUUUCUUUUUUCCUCGAAAUUUACGAGCAUAUUUGUUCGUUGUUGCCUUGCGCAGGUCGUCUGCUGCCUUCUGCCUCUUACGAGUCAUAGUUGAAUACGAAAUCUGUCACUCUUUUUGGAAAAUGUAACUUGAGCACAAGCAAGGAACUAAAAAACUAUUUCCUGCUUUUGGAACCAAGCAAGCUUUUAUGAAUUGCCAACGAACUACAUGAGAAAAAGACCCAGUGAUGUUAAGUGCAGAAGAUUUUGCUGUACUGAGAAGUCUGAUUUCUUUCUUUUGACCUAUCCGUUCGCCUAAAGCGCACUCUAAAAAUACGCUCAAUCUGAUGUCGUCAGAGGCACACAUGAUACCAAACUACACGUCGAAUCUCGAACUCAUCCUCCAACUGUGUGUGUGUGUUUUGACCAGUAACCAAUGAUCUUGUGUGUGAUUUCGCUGGAAUGUGUGAUGCAAAUAGAACAACAGCAGGG
Molecule: messenger RNA, 4335 nt
Organism: Amoebophrya sp. A25
Lineage: Eukaryota; Dinophyceae; Syndiniales; Amoebophryaceae
Source: the annotation of a GenBank genome assembly